UCCUGCCCUUGGCCCUUUCACUUCCCCUCCUUGUUUAUCCUCCAUGGACAGGGCCUAGUUACAUUUGUACUCCAUGUCAGUAUUGUGUGUUCUAGGGUCCCAGGUCUAUCAUGCAUAGAAAUCAACAGCUGAAAUCCAAGUCUGACCAAAGCGUAUGCUUCUCUUAGCUUGCCCAGCUUUCCACUGGUCUGCAAAGUGCAGAGUCCACCAAUUCCAUCACCUUGCCACUCUAACCUACUCUUCUGCACCCAGGCCCUCUGGCUGGCUUACUCCACUCAUGCCCCAUAACCUUUUCGGUUUCCAAAUUCGCCUCACUCAGCACCCAUGUCUGACCUACAGGUGGAACGGGGUUGGGGGCAGUCAUUCUGGGAUGGAGCCCAGGAGAUAGGGUGUCAGAGUUAAGGUGCUGGGUGCCCAGCGCCUGUGUCCUGCCAGCACCAACUAUAAUUAGCAGGAGAGGGUCACUGACUGGAGUCGGAGUGAGUUCCCAAGCAGAGGGCAUGCAAGUGAGAGGGCAAGCAAAAGGCUGGUGUCUACUGAAGCCACCCUGCAGACCCGGGCCAUGAGCAUCUGGGACACAGCACAGCCUCCCUCGGACUCGCUAUGCCGGCCCGGAGAACCCCGUCCUGGCCUCCAUCCCCAGAUGAGGAUCGCAGUUUGCCUUGCUUUCCUCUGGAGGAGCCUGGCCCCCAGUCCCGGGUCCCAGGAAAUCCCUCUGCAGCUUUGCCACUGGAGGAAGAAGAGCAAGAGGAUGUGGACGAUGAAGGCGGGCUGUGGCCCGAAGAGAUUCGCAGCGAGGAGCAUCCGAGCCAGUUUUUCGCCGAGGCGCGGCGGCUGCGGGAGCAGAGGCUGUUGCUGGACGAGGAGGUGUCGGUCGGCGGGCGGGUCUACGGGGUGCACCGGGUAAUUUUGGCUGCAGUGAGUAGCCUCUUUCGAGAGAGGCUGCGGGAGGGCGGUGGAAACCCUCGGCCCCCUGUCAGCCUCGCUGUGACCCCCAGGGGCUGGGAGACCGUGCUAACCUUUGCCUACGAAGGGGUGCUGGGCCCCAUCCCUCAUGGGGAGAUAGAGGUGGUGGCGGAUGCCCUGGGAGCGCCCCGGGUGAAGGUCGCCGCCCAGCAGAGAUGCGACGGGGCCUCGGAAGACGGAGAGAAACCAGGCCAGGCAGAGGAGCUGUGGGCGAACCUGCGCAGCAUCGAGCUCCUAUACCAAGAGGGCAUCGGGUGUGACCUGGAGCUGGAGGCGGACGGCUGCCGGCUGCAAGUGCACCGAGCAGCCCUGGCCUGUGGCAGCGAGUUCUUCGGGGCCAUGCUCCUGAGCAGGAUGAGGGAAUCCCAGGGCACGCAGGUGUCUCUGCGCACCAUGUCUGCUCAGGACCUGCGACUCCUUGUCUCCUUUGCCUACUCUGGGGUUGUUCGGGCUAGGUGGCCAGGGCUGUUGAGAGCAGCACAGGCCGCCCUGCAGUACCAGAGCUCUUCCUGCCUGGAUGUCUGUCAGAGAGCUUUGUCCCGAGGCCUCAGCCCUGCGCGCUGCCUGGCUCUAUACCCCCUGGCCGAAGCCCCUGGCCUGGAGCAGCUCUGGAGCAAAGCCCGUCAUUACCUCCUCACCCACCUGCCCGCGGUGGCUUUGUGCCCCACUUUCCCUUCUUUGCCAGCUGCCUGCCUGGCAGAGCUCCUAGACAGUGAUGAGCUUCACGUCCAGGAAGAGUUGGAGGCCUUUGUGGCUGCACGGUGUUGGCUGGCUGCCAACCCCGAGACGCAGGAGUCAGAGGCCAAGGCCCUGCUGCAGUGUGUCCGCUUCGGGCGCAUGUCAACUAGGGAACUUCGGAAGGUGCGGGCAGCUGGGCUACCCUCCCCUCUGCCCCCGGAACUGCUGCACCAGGUGAUGGUGGAGGCUGAGGUCCCAGGUCAACAGAGAUGGAGAAAACCUGACCGGGCACUGGUGGUGAUUGGUGGGGACGGGCUCAGACCAGACAUGGCCCGAAGAAAGCCAUCCCGCAAAGUGUGGUGGGUCCAGGCCUUCCGCUGUGGCAUGGGACUCGUAAGGACUGUGGAGUGGGGGCAGUUCCCUGGCCUGCCUUCCCCAGGGCGCUUCAGGCAUGCUGCCGCCAGCCUGGAAGGAAGUGAGCUCUAUGUGUGUGGGGGACAGGAUUUCUACAGCCACUCCAACACCUUGGCUUCAACUCUCAGGUGGGAUCCCUGUCUAGAGGACUGGGAAGAGGUGGCAUCUUUAUGCCAGGCCCGGAGCUUGUUCCCCCUGGUGGCACUGGAUGGACAACUCUAUGCCCUAGGAGGACGACAUGAUGGUGUUGCCCUCAGUUCCGUGGAAUCCUACAACCCUGAGCUCAAUGUCUGGAGGCCGGCUCCUGCACUGCCAGCACCGUGUUUUGCCCAUGCAGCUGCCAUUUUGGAGGGCCGGUUAUAUGUGAGCGGUGGCUGUAGUGAGAAUGGCCAAUUUCUGGCCUCACUGCUGCACUAUGACCCCAAACUUGAGAAUCCAGGAACAUUUCUGAGCCCUAUGGGGGUGCCUCGAGCUGGCCACGUCAUGGCUGCUCUGGGUGGACGUUUGUAUGUGGCAGGAGGAAUAGGAGAGACUGGGGACCUACUGAGCUUUGAGGCCUAUCAGCCAAGAACUGAUAGCUGGAGUCGCCUGGCACCUCUGCCCUCUCCCCACGUAGGGGCUGCAGGUGCUGUGCUACAAGGGGAGAUGCUGGUCCUGGGGGGCUAUAGCCACCGGACCUAUGCCAUCUCACACCUUAUCCAUGCCUACUCUCCUGGUCUGGGCCGGUGGCUGUGCCUUGGAACUCUGCCAAAGCCUCGGGCUGAGAUGCCUGCCUGCAUCUUGGCCCUGCCUGCAGUGCAGCACCUAGCUUCGGCUCCCACCCCGCACCAAACCAAGCCUGCUGGGUGAAGAAUGAGCAGCAAGGUAGCGAUGGGAGGAAGAGGAAAGAAACAUCUUUAGAGAAGGAUGGGGAUUAUGAGAGGAGGAAGAAAAGAAUUUGUUCUUGAUAGCAUUUUGUUUUCACCUAGGACUUUCAAGCUCAUGCACUGCUUUUGUACGUAUGAUCUCCAUUGAGGAUAAGGUGGUGGCAGAGCUCCUGAGGACAGGAGGAGGAGAGGGCUUGAGGAUGGGGGACAGCUGGAUUACCUGAGUAAUGAGACGAGCCCAGGAGUGACUGCCUAAUGGUUAGAGAAUCUUGAUGGAGGGAGCUCAAGAAGCUCUAGUAGCCAAAGAGCAGGGGCUGUGAAGGACGUUAGAGAAGUGAUCUGGACCCAUGGGUCAAGGAGGAAAGUGUGGAAAGGCCAAGCAUGAGUGAGUUUGAGGAGUGUGGAGUGGAGAACUUCCAAUGGCCAGCUCUUCUGUUCUCCAACACCUGCUCCACGUUACUGUCCUUGCUUCUUGACAGUAUGCCUUCUCAGCUGUCUGUGGACCCAGCCUAGGGUUUGGUCUGCCCUCUCACCACAGGCUUGCCCCUAGGUACCUCUUAGUUUCCAUUUGAGGCGGAAGUUCCCAUCGGGAGCUGGAUGCACAAGGAGCCUGAGAUGGGCCCCCAGGAUGGUGAAGUGGGAGUGUUGUGUGGGCAGAGGCUAAGGGAGGGAGGUGCUGUCUGCAGAG
This is a messenger RNA of Ochotona princeps (American pika), 3612 nucleotides long. It is a transcript of the gene KLHL33, whose product is annotated as kelch like family member 33. NCBI's taxonomy places the organism in Eukaryota, Metazoa, Chordata, Mammalia, Lagomorpha, Ochotonidae. The transcript is spliced from 5 exons. The record is from RefSeq and is a predicted model, not a curated record. Gene Ontology annotation, molecular function: protein binding. Bases 604 to 2907 code for a protein of 767 amino acids.